Aspergillus ruber CBS 135680 is the source of this 4932-nucleotide messenger RNA. RefSeq names its product BTB domain and ankyrin repeat protein. The record is from RefSeq and is a predicted model, not a curated record. Gene Ontology annotation, molecular function: protein binding. Bases 1 to 4932 code for a protein of 1643 amino acids. Lineage: Eukaryota; Fungi; Ascomycota; Eurotiomycetes; Eurotiales; Aspergillaceae. The transcript is spliced from 3 exons.
AUGAGCAGCAAACUCUGGGAAUACUUUUUGCGAGAUGAUGUCGAGAGCUUCCGGCGGGUUCUGGCCAACGCUGGUUAUACCUCUGGCGGCCAACGGGCUCCGGGAGGUGGAGGAACACCAACCUUCAAAGUCGGAAGUCCUAGUGCGAUGAUCGCUUCGUCCACUGGUCCUUCUGGAAAAAGCAAAAAGUUGAGUGGCACUUCGCCAGGCUCACCGAGUGCUGAUCGAGGUGGUGGCCCGCGUCCCGGUACGACCUUAUCACGAACGGAUUUGAACGCACGAGACCUACAUGGCAGGACCCUCCUUCACCUAAUCUCCUCGUCGUCCAAGCCCACAGCAGUCGAUUUUGCGAGCGCUUUGUUGGAGAUACCGUUGGUGGAUAUAUACGCGCAGGAUGAGGAGAGUGGAUGGACCGCUCUGCAUCGAGCGUUGUAUGCAGGGAAUGCUAUGAUUGCUCAAACAUUGUUGGCCCGGGAUUUGUGGGAUGCCACCGACUUCAGUAAAUUGGGCAGUGCCGGCCACCAAAAUGGAGGCUUGAUUAAGAUCAAAGAUCGAGAGGGAUAUAGUCCUUUCGAUGUCUACGGGGCCACCAUCAUGUCUCGCGACAUCAAACAAUUUGUUUCUCCUGCGACAGUAUUAGAUCCUACAAUUGCGGCGGACCUUCAGGGUAGCGAUGCUGCGUCCAGUGCGCCAUCACAUGAUGACCAGGAUAGCGAUGACAUUUAUGCAGGAAGAACUACCUUGAAACCUCGUCUGAAUUUGGGUGCUGACGAGAUCUUCACGCUUGGUAGCAACAAAAACUUGAACCUUGGUCUUGGUGACCAGGAUGACCGACAGUUCCCAGAACGAGUCACGCUCGAACGACCAGACCAUCUUUUACAGCGGUUCUUUCGGGAAUAUCAGGAGCAACGGUCAGAUAAUGGACAUUAUGUAUCUGACCCGUCAACAGAUCUACCAGUGCUGAUCAAGAACAAACUGGUGAAAUUCCAAAAUGUGGUCAUGUCGAAGCUUCAUACGGCAAUUCUCACAGAUGAUCCUGAAUCAAACCUUUUCAUGUGUGGGUUUGGUCCAGGCAGCCGCUUGGGAACUGGCGAUGAGUCUACCAGGUUCAGCUUCGCUUGCAUUGAAACAGGUGGUCUUGCAAAGAAGAAAGUCAUUUCCAUUGCUUUGGGCCAGGAUCAUUCCCUGGCAAUCACAGAGCAAGGUGAGAUAUUUAGUUGGGGAAGCAACAAAUUUGGCCAACUGGGGUACAAUCUCCCUAGGGCACAAAACCGUGACGAUGUCCCGAUUCAAACGACCCCGCGGCAGAUAUACAACCCAUUUAAGAAGGAAAUUAUAUACGGUGCUGCAGCGUCAGCGAUUCACUCGGUCGUUUUCAGUAACUCUGGACUGUACACAUUUGGUAAGAAUGAGGGCCAGCUUGGUCUCGUCGAUUCGGAUGCGCGCUCGCUGGAGGUUCAGACAACACCCAGACGUGUGGGAGCAUCACUUUUCAGUGCCGGAAUCCAAAUGAUCACUGCCAUCGACCAUGCUACAGCCGUGCUUCUCCAAAACCAUGAAGUCUGGGUGUUUUCGCAGUAUGGUUACUCGAAGAUCAUCUUCCCUCUGGAAAUCAGUUCGAGAUUUAUCAGAGACAGCUUCAUGGCCACUCGAUAUGAUACUUCGGUCAAUCAUAUCGUGAAGAUCACGUCUGGCGGAAGCGCUAUCUGUGCUCUGUCCAGUUCUGGUGAUGUCUUCACCGUCCAAGUCAACAAAUCGGAGAAUCCCCCAGCUCUAACAUCGACGACAAACCCGUCAAAGAUAAAACAUUCACUUUCUUCUCCUACUCGGGAAUGGUCUGUGAAAAGAUCCUACAUGGCUGUUACGGAUGUUGAUGUCGGGCAGGAUGGCUCGAUCAUUAUCUGCACAAGUUCCGGCUCUGCAUGGCGAAAGGAAAAGCGUCACAAGUCUAAAGGGGCAUUGAAGGACUACAAGUUUGUUCGUAUUCCCGGACUCUCGCGGGUCGUCGGGGUGCGCAGUAACGCCUUUGGAGCAUAUGCAGUCGCCCAACGAGAUUGCAAUGUGACUCGGGAGCAGAUCGAAAUCGACCAGAGCACCUUGUGGAACGAUCUUCUGCCGCUGUCGCCGUUUGAUUCUCUAAUGACAACGGUCGAUACUGCACAAAUCACAGAGAUUGACUCUUUGGAAUCUAGAUUUGGUCCCGUCAUGUCCAUCAAAAAGACAGUUCUGUCAAACCCAGAUAUUGAAACCCGUUUCCUAUCUGGGCGAUUUGAUGCACCUAAUGGAACGGUUUGGCUUAAAAGCUCACAGUCAGAGGCGCGGAUUCCUGUCCAUGAAAUCAUGUUAGCUGGACGCAGCUCAGUUCUACGGAAGGCCUUUCAUGAAUUUCGACAAAAGUAUUAUUUCUCUAUACCUGAUGUCCUUGACAUCGAAUACGGACCCGACGGAAGAAGUCAAAUACGGUUUCACGACGUUGAUUUCUUGGCCAUUCUGAAUCUUGCAUUCUUCCUGUACACGGACAACACGCUUGAUGUCUGGCAGCUAACCAGAGUCUCGCCCGAACAUACCUCGAGAUAUCGUCAAGUCCGUACAGAAGUUAUGCGGAUUGGCACCUAUCUGGAACUACCUACCCUGGAACGAGCAGCCAGGCUGAUGAUCGAGCCCACCAAAGCUUUGAAAACGGAUAUGGCCUGGGCAAUAAAUGAUUCCUCAUUCUUUGAGAAUACAGAUGUGGUCGUCGAAUUGAACGGUGGGUCUCGAGGAGUCCAUAGCCAGGUCGUUUGUCAGCGGUGUCCGUUUUUCAAAGCCCUUUUCCAUGGCCGUUCCGGUGGCAAGUGGCUGUCGUCGCGUCGUACCGAUCCUAACGAUGCGGUCCAUGUCGACCUCAAGCACAUUGAUCGAUAUGUCUUUGAUUUUGUACUCCGGCACAUAUAUGCGGACACGGAAGAGCAGCUUUUCGACGAGGUUCGAUCGGAGAGUCUUGAGGACUUCAUUGAUCUAGUGUUUGAGGUAGCAUUCACGGCAAACGAGUUGAUGAUCGAUAGGCUGGCCCAGGUGUGUCAGAAGAUGCUUGGCAGGUUUGUGCACAAUCGCAACGUCUGCUAUCUUCUUAAUGUCAUCGCACCUUGCUACGUCAAGGAGUUCAAGGAUGCUGCACUGGAGUACAUCUGCUUGAACCUAGAGGACUUGCUAUCGAAUGGACUUCUAAAGGACCUUGACGAAGAAUUACUUAGUGAACUUGAUUCGAUAUGCCAUGACAAUCAAAUGGCCUGCUUCCCUAUAUCUCGGGGUCGUAAUACUGACGAUUAUGUCUUUGAGAAAUAUCCGGAGCUCGUCGGUUUAGUCGAGCGUGACAAGCAACGAAGGAUCGAUUCGAUGAAGCUUCAAUCCCGUAUGGACCGGGUUGAGACUCGACAAACGGGUAAUGAAAAGCCAGGGCCGCCAUCCACAUCAAAGGCGAAGACUAAGACAGGACCAUUGAAAGAGAUCUCAAACGUAGCGGGAAGUCCGGUUCUGAAGUCCAAGCACUCUACCAAUGACUUGAUGUUCGAGAUGGACGAAGAAGCUAUGUUAUCGCCAGGUGAUUCCAUGAAAGGGAAGACACCGAUUCGAGGAUCUAGGCAGGUUGACGUGACUGAGUCACCUUUGCUCGGGUCUAGUCUUAUCGAAGAGGAAUCAUUCGGUGACCGGAGCUUCUUGGAUGGCCAGAUGGCAUCACCUCAAGACACGCUUCUCGCGGAGUCGUCAUUAGAGACCCGAGCUGGAGCGUUGCAGAGGAAGAACGGGCUGUCUUUUACACCAGAUAUGGGCGCCCAGGCUCCUUGGAGAUCACCAAUGGCAGCUGGUAAGAAAGACCUGAAAGACAUCAUGGCCGAGACAUCAGGAACCCGGGUGUCCAAUCUCAGCCUAGGCAUGUCCAAGGAAUCUCGGCGAGAGAGUAGCAGCAACGCCACUCCGAAGCUAUCUCAAAAGGAACGGAAGAAGCUUCAGCAGCAGCAAAUGCAGGAAAGACUUGCUGCGGAGCAGAAAGCCAAAGAGGCAUCGCAGAAUCCUUGGAAACUGCCACUGGCUCCCACCAACAACCCUGAUCCGCCACCAGGGAUGAACGGAGAAGGGUCUCAAUCAAUGAAGACCCCUCAACGACCUGCCAUGACUCUUCGUCAAACGGUUGCGGGUACACCUCCCUCGAAACCCACAGCACCUGUACAGACACAAAGCCGCAGCGUUUCGGCCAACGUACCUUCACCAUCGCCAUUGAAAUCCUCCACAGCCUCUGGACCAUCCACGGCACCUGUCCCCUUCGCUCCAUCCCCAGGCAACAACACACAACCACAACCACCAGCCAUCCAAUCUGUUCGCCACAUCCCUCGCCCAGAACCCUACCAAACAAGCUUCCACACGCCCUCGGCAAACUCCCUAUCGCUUGCCGCCAUCCUCAUGCAACAGCAGACAGAAAAAGACGAGAUUCACGAAGCUGCAACGGCAAAGCACAAUCUGCAGGAUAUCCAGGCGGAACAGGAGUUUCAGGAAUGGUGGGAUCAGGAGAGUAGACGUGUGCAGGGGCUGCCCGAUUCGGAACAACCGGCGUCUUUGUCUGCGGCCCAGGAAGGGAAAGCUAUGCGGGGAAGUCGUGGUAAGGGGUUAUUUCGCAACAAUAACAACAGCAAUAACAAGAGACGAGGCGGUGGCGGUGGGAGAGGUAAAGAUGGUGGUGCUGGUAGCAGUGGUCCUCGACCUGCAUCAGAUGCUUCCGCCUUGACGCAACAACUGAACCAACAUCGUUCUGAUAACAACAACCGAGAUAAAAAGCAACAGCAAAAGCAACAGCAGAGCAGUCAUCCUCCUCCAAGCCAACCACGCGGCCACGGUGGGAAUCGCGGUGGUAGAGGAGGAGCCCGUGGGAGAGGUGGUAGAGAACGGGCUAGGGUAUGA